Messenger RNA from Penicillium angulare, 2358 nucleotides. RefSeq lists its product as uncharacterized. NCBI's taxonomy places the organism in Eukaryota, Fungi, Ascomycota, Eurotiomycetes, Eurotiales, Aspergillaceae. Bases 1 to 2358 code for a protein of 785 amino acids. The record is from RefSeq and is a predicted model, not a curated record. Gene Ontology annotation, molecular function: N,N-dimethylaniline monooxygenase activity; NADP binding; flavin adenine dinucleotide binding. The transcript is spliced from 3 exons.
AUGCCACCUAAGAAAGUGGCUAUAAUAGGCGCUGGACCUUCUGGUCUUGUCACAGCGAAGACCCUCCUCCACAACUUCCCAUCUGGAACUUUUUCCCCAGUGAUAUUUGACAGUCGCUAUGAAGUCGGCGGUCUCUGGUCAAGCCCUCAGCCUGGCAAUAGGAGUUGGGGUACCAAGAAUGCACCAGGAAGCCUGGACCCCUCUAUGCGGACGAAUCUUAGCAGGUUUACUGUAGCUUUCUCUGAUCUCUCAUGGGAAUCAGUCUUGGAGACUCCUAACGUACCCAUGUUUCCCCAAGCAAGACAGGUGUGUCAAUAUCUUAGGGCAUAUCGAAAGCGCUACAUUCCGGAUGAUGUGGUGAGGCUCGGAUGCCGUGUCUUGAAGACUGUACGCAAAACUAAGGAUGGCCAUACGGCCCGGUGGGAAAUAUCUUGGGAAAAGGAGAGGUCUGGUCAGAUAGCAGAAGGAACUCCUUCAAAGGAAAACAUUCCAGAAGUCGAGGAAUUUGACCUGCUAGUUGUUGCAUCUGGAUACUUUGCUCGUCCUAAUAUCCCUGAGGCUCCAGGACUGCACCACAAUUCUGGCGCUGGGGGCGUUUUCCACAGCUCCGAGAUCCAAACAACACAUGAGAUCCUUCAAGACAAAAAAUCCCUCUUGACUCGAGGAAAUGUUGCUAUUAUCGGGGGAAGUAUCUCCGGAGCUGAAGCUGCUUCUACUGUGGCGCUUCACCAAUCCUCAUAUUUUAGCAAAGACAAAACAGCUCACUCCAUCGGAAGCCUACAAGUGCAUCACAUCUACACCCGCCCUUUCUGGAGCUUACCGACAUAUCUUCCCCAUGAAUCAUCUGAUGGUACAGUUUCUUUCUUACCAUUGGACUUGGUGAUGUAUGAUUUGGGCCGCCGGCCAGCAGGAUCAGUGGAGUAUGGGCUAGGUCUCAUUCCGGAGGAGAAAGCCGCGAAAACCAACGAGUACUUCAGUUCUCUACUUGGUGCUAAUUAUAAGUCGGUUGGACAACUAUGCGACUCAAGCGCGAGUCAGAACAGCCGCUCUCGACCUCCGUGGGUAGCUAUCGGAAACGACUACGCAGAAUUUGUCCGAUCUGGCAAGAUAGAGCCCACAAUGGGUCGUGCAGUAUCUGCACAUGCCGACCCUGACACGGGACUAUAUAACAUCAAUAUUGCCAUAGAAAAUGGGGAAACGAUGACCUUGGAAAAUAUAGCAGCUGUCGUGAUGGCCACGGGAUUUACUCCAUUUGAAGCACUAUCUUUUCUGCCUGAAGAGGUUCGAUCUAUACUGGAAUAUAACACUGAUGAUCCAUUCUUACCACUUGUCUUGGACAAGGGAGGUACAAUACGUUCGGAAGUUCCAGACAUCGGCUUUGUCGGAUUUUAUCGUGGCCCAUAUUGGGGAGUGAUGGAAAUGCAAGCUAGGUUUCUGGGCAUGGAAUGGGCUAAGCGGAGCACUGAGAUCUCGAAAUCGACAGAGCAGGUGGAAGGCAUGCGAAUUCUCAGGGAUCCCGCUUCCAAUCCUCGUCGCAGUCAAUUUCCCAUGGGUGACUACGUGGGUCUUAUGGAGGCCUUCGCUAGAGAUCUGGAGAUCACUCGUACAGUGCUGUCAAAUGAUGAAAGCCGGAGCGGGCCCGUGGUCCCUUCGCGAUAUCCUUACAAUGAAAUUUCCUCUACGCAACAAACCGAUAUGAAGGAGCAGACAACAGAUACUCUGAACGCUUUGGAGGCUUUUCUGGGUGAUAUCAGUCUCCAGGCUGCCGCUGCCGCAAUGGCUGUUUUCAGAGCUCUUCAAGGAAAGUGGACAUUCCAAUGUGUUAGACAAGACACUGGUGAGCAUGGAGGAUCUGGGACAGUAAAAUUCUGCCCCGUCUACCCUUCAGAUUCGGCAUAUGACAGGGAGUACAUUUGUGAGGAAACCUUGGAGCCAUACUUUACGGAGGACUCCUCAUCUCCAUCGUCUAUAAAUCGCUCCGUUUUCCGAUUAUCUGAAGCUAUGUCGAGCGGCGCAGCUUCACAGAUUCAAAUAGUGUCAGAGAAGGCCAAUGGAAACUUAGAUAUAAAGUCCGCCAGAUCUCUGCUAUUGGGACCGCUUCAACGCAAGAAAUAUGAUGGGAUACACGCAGCCGGGGAAUACGUGAUCCAGGCUAGAGUCUCUUCUGCAAAUACUCCAGAUCCUCAACCCCGGGUCCAAGAUCAUGCCGAUAUACCAUAUGAUUAUACUUUCAAUUUUGAAGGCGUCUCCAUUGUCAGCUGGGAGAGACUCGACAGAUUCACGCAGACUCGGACCGAGGGAGAACUAGGGAACCACACAACUCCACCCCCGCGCACCCGAACGUUAUAUAGAAGAUAA